AAUAAUUGCAAAGCUGCUGAUAAGCCCCGCGCACUUGAACUGGGAACGCUGUAGAAGCAGCCGCCACUUCAGAAUUCGCCUGGCUUGUUACGGAAGCAGACGAAAAAUAGAGUUGUGUUUGUUUAAUGUGAUAGGUUGAUUGUUGCUGUUGAAUAUCAAAACAUAUCAAAGGAAAUAUGCCGCCAACUGCCGCAAAGCGUGAUCCAGAAGCCGAGACGCAGGCCCUAGACUGGAUCGAGACUGUCUCUGGUGAGAAGGUGGAUCGUUCUUUGGAGUUCCCGGAUAUGAUUAAAGAUGGCAUCGUGCUCUGUCGAAUGAUGAACAAGCUUACGCCCGGUUGCAUUAAGAAGAUCGACACCAAGGGUGGUGGUUUUGCGCUGAUGCAGAACAUCGAAAGGUUCAACAAGGCUGCUGAGGCGUACGGGGUUCCAAUUCGGGAACUGUUUCAGACCGUUGACCUUUGGGAGCGGAAAAAUAUCCCAGCGGUGACUUUGUGCAUUCACGCACUGGCCCGAAUUGCGCAGACGAAACCGGACUUUACUGGCCCAAUCCUUGGACCCAAAAUGGCGGAAGCACAAGACUUCAACUUUACCCCGGAACAACUCGCAGAAGCCAGGAAUACUGUUAACACGAUGCAGUACGGCUCCAACACAGGAGCGUCACAAGCUGGCAUGAACAUUGGCAAACAGAGGAUGAUUUACGAUUAGACAUGAACACCAGUUUGUUAUUUGUUAUUUUUCAUACGGUGCGCAUUUUGUUGCAUUGAUGAUUUUUUGGUGCGGUCGCCUGUUUCGAUAUCGUAAGACGAAAACAAACAAUCUUCAUGAAGUUUGAAAUUGUUUCAUCUUCCUUUCGAGUGCGACUAAGAAAAAAAAUCAACACUGCUAGAAAUGCGUUACCACAGAGCUGAAAUGUGUUUGGGAAAUAUGUUAUCUCGUGGAUAGUCUUGUAGUAUAUUCUGUCAACGAAAGCUUAAUUCAUAUACAUAAGCUGUUGAAAUUGUAAUUAUACGUAUACUGUUAUAUUAGGGUUAAAGCUAGGGUUUAUAAAGGACAGUGUGCUGCAGAAUAGGACCCUAGUGCAAAAGAAGAAAAGGAGCACAUUGUAUCGCGCUUUGAUGAACUUGAACAUUAUGAAUUUAACAUAAUAAGCAAGGAAUUGACUACCAAAUACGUAAAAUCAGCAAUGUAUCUUUAUUCAAUUUAGAAGUUUUUAUCAAAACAAAAGAAGUAUUUCAUUAUCUUAAGAAUUUAAAUCUAAGAAGUCAGACGGGUGCUCAUGCUGGUCCAAUGAGGACAGAUUGGUGCUUCCGAAAAGGACAAGGUGCAGCACACUGCCAACUCCUUAGAAAAAAACCUAUUUUAAUAUACCAACAUACUUUUGUGUUUAAAGUAUCAUGUACGCAUGUAUUGGCUUGCUGUGUAACAGUAUAGAAGAAUGUAACAGUAUAGAAGAAUGUUUAUAAUCGUAUUCACCGAUGAAUAAUCAUGUGACUCUGUUUGAUGUAAAACUAUCAUAAACCUUUUUCUCACACAGAGUCCGAAUAUGUCAAAGUCGAUUACAUAAUGUAACCGCGAGCUGUUACAACAAACAUACCUUUAAAUAAUUGGUUAACUCUUGUAAUGUUUUCGUAAUGUAAUUCUGAUGAAAAGUUAUUUUACAUUUGUUUUGUUUGUCUUUAUAACAUGUAUGCGUUAUUUAGAUUAUUUUAUUUUAUACUUGUGUAUGUCACUUAUCUAUGCAAUAAAUUAGAAUAGAGAAAA
Mya arenaria is the source of this 1763-nucleotide messenger RNA. RefSeq names its product myophilin-like. Lineage: Eukaryota; Metazoa; Mollusca; Bivalvia; Myida; Myidae. Gene Ontology annotation, molecular function: protein binding. Bases 177 to 707 code for a protein of 176 amino acids. The record is from RefSeq and is a predicted model, not a curated record. The transcript has 4 exons.